AUGGAUCUUCUGACAAACUUCAAAUUCAUGAUCACACUCUUCUACGGUGUGACUUCAGUCGCUCUCUACGCCACCGUAACCACAUUCAUCUUCGCCAAAAACAAUGCGAACUUCAAAGGAUCGUUCUUCAAGCUGUUCGCCGUCGGAUUCUUCAUGAAUAUUUGGACUUAUGGUAACUCUUUCGUGACAUUGCGUGUACCCCAAAACACGCCGAAAACCGGCUAUUUUGCACAGUUUUUCUGGGAACACAAUCGAACGAAUUUGGAUGUGCGAUUUCCGCUCAGCUUUUUUCACAUGUUUCAUUUUCAUUUCGCUUAUACACAGUAUUUAUUUAAUGCGUUGAUGUGUUGGAAUCGGGCUAUGGUUGUGUUUUUUCCGUUGAAAAGUGAGAAUGUGAGUUUGGGGGAGGGACAGGGACAAGGGGGGGGGGUAUGACGUGGCAAAUUCAGGUCCUAGGCUUAGCCAGCAGAGCUUGAAGCCUAAGCCUAAGGGUUUUGUUAAGCCUAUGCUUGAGAGUUUUGUUAAGCCUAAGCCUAAGCUUAUGGAUUUUGUUAAGCCUAAGCCUAAGCCUAAGAGUUUUGUUAAGCCUAAGCCUAAAGGUUUUGUUAAACCUAAGCCUAAGCCUAAGCCUAAAGGUUUUGUUAAGCCUAAGCCUAAGCCUAAAGGUUUUGUUAAGCCUAAGCCUAAGAGUUUUGUCAAGCCUAAGCCUUUGAAUUUUGUUAAGCCUAAGCCUAAGCCUAAGAGUUUUUUUUAAAUUCAGCCUGAUUUUCUGACUGAAAUUUUUGAUUGUUUGAAUUCCAAAUUACCUUCUAGAGAAUCUGGGACAUUUUCACUAUGCUCUUUCAAAAAUCAGAUUUUAUUGGCUUGCAAAAAUUAGCAAUUCCUGAUUUCUAAAGUUCAAGGAAAUGACAAAAAUUUGAAAUUUGCAUCAUAUUUUCUGCCUUGAGUUAGCCUAAAUCUAAUUUUUUCCUAUCAACGUCACAAGGAAAAGAUGUUUCUCUAGAGAGAUCCGUGAUUUUCAGAAAAAACAAAAUAGUGUGGGAUGGAGAUCUUGUGAUUAGAAUUUUAGCAAAAUUUUAAAAAUAGGCUUGUUCCCCUUUGAGCACAAAGGCUUUGCAAAAGGCCAAAUCCUAGGCUUAGGCUUAACCAAAUUUUUUUAGGCUUAACCAAACUCUUAGGCUUAGUCAAACCUAUAGGCUUAGGCUUAUCCAAUUUCAAGUCUAAGCCUCAAGCUUAGGCUUAACCAAACAUAUAGGCUUAGCCUUGGGCUUAACCACACCUAUAGGCUUAGGCUUAACAAAUGUUAAGCUCUCUAAAUUCCACGUAUCAAAUUUCCAGUUCUGGCGUCGCUACCUGAUCCCAAUAGUGCUGAUCCUCUUCCUAACCCCAUUCCUCACAACAUCUCAAAUCUUCCUCCAUCAUUCCUACUAUGAAUAUUCUGUCGAUUCCGAUUAUUUCUCAAUCAAUACAACCUACGGAAAAGCAUCAAUCUACAAAUAUUUGAUGCCAACUCUGAUCAUUUUGACUGUUCUGAAUAUCGUGAUAAAUGUGAUGACAUUUAUUCGAAUGGUUUGUAUGAAUACGUAUGGACAUAGGAUUUUGGAGAUGAAUCUGUUGAUCAUGUCAUUUUGUGUUUUUUUGGUCGAUUUUUUCUUGAGCGCUCUUUCGGUGAGUUCGGGGAGGGGAACUGGGGUUUUCGCGAGAAAAUUUGGACCAUUUUGAUAUACAAUGGUCUGGGAUUAGCUCUGCGCGGAAGCUUGCGGUCUACACUCGCGCAGAGCGCUCGGGGCCUAGGCUUAGCCGCUACGCGGAAGCUUGCGGCCUACAUUCGUGCAUAGCGCUCGGGGUUUUCAGCUGAACCCUAGGCUUAGCCGCUUCGCGGAAGACAGUGCCGCUGCGCGGAAGCUUGCGGUUUACACUCGCGGCAAGGCCGCUCGAGCUUCCAGCUCAGCUAUAGGCUUAGCCGCUUCGCGGAGGACAGUGCCGCUACGCGGAAGCUUGCGAUCUACACUCGCGCAAAGCGCUCGGACUCUCAGCUCAACCCUAGGGUUAGCCGCUGCGCGGAAGACAGUGCCGCUACGCGGAAGCUUGCGAUCUACACUCGCGCAAAGCGCUCGGACUCUCAGCUCAACCCUAGGGUUAGCCGCUGCGCGGAAGACAGUGCCGCUACGCGGAAGCUUGCGAUCUACACUCGCGCAAAGCGCUCGGGGUUUUCAGAUCAACCCUAGGCUUAGCCGCUGCGCGGAAGCUUGCGGUUCUCUCUUCCUGAAUUUCUAGGCCACGGUCAGAAAAUGUUCUCCAGAGUUACUGUAGAUCAGAAAACGUUUUUCUUUUUUGUAGCUUCACUUUUGUCUUUCUAGGAAGCUACAAAAUGUCUAGUCUAGCUUAAAAAUAGGCAGCUACAGUACUCUCGGUAGAUCAAAAAUAUAUAUUUCUACAGGGGGCCUAAACUUUAGGCCUAAGCUUAGGCUUAGGCUUAACAAAACCCUUAGGCUUAGGCUUAACCAAACCCUUAGGCUUAGGCUUAACAAAACUCUUAGGCUUAGGCUUAACCAUACCCUUAGGCUUAGGCUUAACAAAACCCUUAGGCUUAGGCUUAACCAAACCCUUAGGCUUACGAGGGAAGUGUGUGACCAGUCCCCGGAGAUUUUCAAUGAGACCUAUGUUUUUUUGGUCAGUUUUUCACGCUGAUAAAGAUCCUGUUUUCAGUUUUUGCUGAACGACUCUCUAAAGAGCCCAAAAAUGAGCCAAAAGUUGAGAAUUUCCUGAAAAUCGCGUUUUUGGGAGCCCAUAACUCAUGUUAGAAAUUAUUUUUAUGGAAAACUGAAUGCAUCACGUUGUUCAGGAGGGUCGAUUUACCAAAGUCACAAAUUUUGACAAAAUUUUCCAAAAAUUUUCAAAUGUGCAAUCCAUGAGCCUAUUUUCUGAGCCACAAAAUUUUUUUUUGAAAAAGUAUGGACUUACUAAUCAAAAAUUUGUGACUUUGGUAAAUCGACCCUCCUGAACAACGUGAUGCAUUCAGUUUUCCAUAAAAAUAAUUUCUAACAUGAGUUAUGGGCUUCUAAAAACCCGAUUUUCAGGAAAUUCUCAACUUUUGGCUAAUUUUUGGGCUCUUCAGAGAGUCGUUCAGCAAAAACUGAAAACAGGAGCUUUAUCAGCGUGAAAAACUGACCUAAAAAAUAUAGGUCUCAUUGAAAAUCUCCGGGGACUGGUCACACACUUCCCUCGUUAGGCUUAAACAAACCCUUAGGCUUAGGCUUAACCAAACCCUUAGGCUUAGGCUUAACAAAACCCUUAGGCUUAGGCCUAAACAAACCCUUAGGCUUAGGCUUAACAAAACCCUUCGGCUUAGGCUUAACCAGACUCUUAACAAAAGCCCAGAAGCCUGAAGCCCGAGCGCUCUGCGCGAGUGUAAACCGCAAGCUUCCGCGCAGCGGCCAAGCUUAGGCUUAGGCUCAACCAAAUUUAUAGGCUUAGGCCUAUAGGCCCCCCUACAGUACCCUCUAAAGUUACCGUAAUAUUUUGCAGGUCUUCAACUACCUGGUCUCAAAUUCGAUGUCAACUCUCGAACUCUUCUGGGAGACCGACACCAUCAAAUAUUACAACGUCAGAACUCAGAUUCUCACACCAUUCGCCAGUGAUUUUCUCACAUUUUCGCAUCCCUGGCUUUUGGUCAUUUUCUCGCGACAAAUUCGCGAAAAAUUGCUGCAAUUCAUAUGUUGUUGUAUUGUGAAGAAGAAGAAUGGAUCUGGAACGGGUACUGGAACUGUUAUGGUGAAAAGAGGCUCCCGGAGUGCGUGGGAUUGA
Messenger RNA from Caenorhabditis angaria, 3807 nucleotides. Lineage: Eukaryota; Metazoa; Nematoda; Chromadorea; Rhabditida; Rhabditidae. The record is from the annotation of a GenBank genome assembly.